AUGUCUGAUUCAGAAAAUGAUUAUAGUGAUGAAAGUAGUGGAUCAGAAUAUGAAUCACCAGUAAAAAAAGGUAAAUCAGCACCAAAGAAACCAGCAGCAGCAGGUAGUAAGAAAAAAGCAUCAGCAACAAGAAAGCCAGCAGCAAAGAAAGCAACAACUACAACCACAAGUACCACGAAAAAAUCAACAACAUCAAAGAAAAGUGAAUCAGAUAAUGAUGAUUUUAGUGGAGAUGAUAAAUCAAGUUCAUCAGAUAAUGAAAAUGUAUUUAAAAAUAUUGCAUCUAGUGCUAAAAAAGGUAAAUCAAUUGAAGAAAUUUAUCAAAAGAAAGAAUUACUCGAUCAAAUUCUCUUACGUCCAGAUACUUAUAUUGGUUCCACUGAAAGACAAGAAGAAGAACUUUGGGUAUGGGAAGACAAAAGAAUGGUACAUAGAAAGGUAUCAUUCGUACCAGGUAUUUAUAAGAUUUUCGAUGAAAUUUUAGUAAAUGCUGCCGAUAAUAAACAAAGAGAAGGUAAUAUGAAAUUCAUCAAGGUCGUAAUUGAUAGAGAAAAGGGAUUUAUCUCGGUUACAAACGAUGGUGCUGGUAUCCCAAUUCAAGUUCAUAGUGAACAUAAAAUCUACAUUCCAGAAUUAAUCUUUGGUAAUCUCUUAACAAGUAGCCAUUAUGAUGACUCUGAAAAGAGAUUAACUGGUGGUCGUAAUGGUUUCGGUGCAAAGUUGGCCAAUAUUUUCAGUACUAAAUUCAUUGUAGAGUGUGCCGAUUCAAAGUCAAAGAAAUUGUAUAAACAAACCUUCACUAAUAACAUGCGUUCCAAAGAGGAUCCAAAGAUCACCUCAUAUCAAAAUAAAACCGAUUAUACAAAGAUUACCUUUUAUCCAGAACUCGAUCGUUUUGGUAUGGUUGAAUUUGAUGAUGAUUUGGUUGCAUUACUCUCCAAACGUGUUUAUGAUAUUGCCGGUUGUAAUCCAACACUUAAAGUUUCCCUCAACGACGAAGAGUUGGGUAUUAGAUCCUUUGAAAAAUAUAUUAAUCUCUAUUUUCCAGAUGAAGAGAAUGCACCAAAAGUUUACUAUGAAAAAGUUAGUGAUAGAUGGGAACUUGCUGUCACUCUCUCAAAGGAGAGUCAAUUCAAUCAAGUUAGUUUUGUAAAUUCAAUUUGUACAGUCAAAGGUGGUACACAUGUAACUCAUGCUCUUAGUAAUAUCGUUACCGCCAUUCAAGAACAAGUAAAUAAAAAGAAUAAAGGUUCCGCAGAUAUUAAACCAGCUUUCAUUAAAAAUCAUUUAUCAGUCUUUGUCAAUUGUUUAAUUGAAAACCCACAUUUCGAUAGUCAAACCAAAGAAACUCUCACAUCAAAGAUCUCUUCAUUUGGUUCUCGUUGUGAACCAUCUGAAAAAUUCAUUAAAAGAGUAUUAGAUUCAAAAUCAGGUAUUGUCGCUUCAAUUCUCGAGUUUGCACAAUUUAAAGAUCAAAGUGCUCUCAAAAGAUCGACAUCAAGUGGUGGUAAAAAAGGUAAAGUUUCAAUUCCAAAAUUAGAUGAUGCCAAUUUAGCUGGUGGAACAAAAUCUGAAGAUUGUACACUCAUUUUAACAGAAGGUGACAGUGCUAAAUCUUUAGCUACUGCUGGUAUUUCUGUAGUUGGUAAAGAUCAUUAUGGUGCUUUCCCACUCAAAGGUAAAUUAUUAAAUGUUAGAGAUCAAAGUACAAAAGUUAUCAAUAAUGAUGAAAUCAAUAAUAUUGUUACAAUUCUUGGUUUAAAAUAUGGUAAAGUUUAUGAAACUCUUUCAGAUUUAAGAUAUGGUCAUUUAAUGAUUAUGACUGAUCAAGAUCAUGAUGGUUCACAUAUUAAAGGUUUAAUUAUUAAUAUGGUUCAUCAUUUUUGGCCAACAUUAUUAAGAAUGCCAGGAUUUUUAGUUGAAUUUAUUACACCAAUUGUUAAAGUUUUUAAGAAUAAUCAAAAACCAAUUUCAUUUUAUACAAUGCCAGAAUUUUUGAAAUGGAGAGAAACCAAUGAUAAAGGUUGGGAUGUCAAAUAUUACAAGGGUUUGGGUACAAGUACACCAGGUGAAGGUAAAGAGUAUUUCUCUGAUUUAGAGAGACAUAAAAUCGAUUUCGAAUGGGAUGAAGGUGCCAAUGAUAAUAUUGAAUUAGCAUUUUCAAAGUCUAGAGCUGAUGAUAGAAAGAAAUGGAUGGCAGAACAUAUUGAAGGCACUUUUUUAGAACAAUUUGGUGUAAAGAAAUUAACAUACUCUGAUUUCAUCAAUAAAGAGUUGGUAUUGUUCUCUAUUGCCGAUUGUGAAAGAUCCAUUCCAAACAUUGUAGAUGGUUUAAAAACUUCACAUAGAAAAACACUCUAUUCUUGUUUCAAGAGAAAUCUAAAGAAAGAAAUCAAAGUAGCUCAAUUGAUUGGUUACGUCUCUGAACAUUCUGCAUAUCAUCAUGGUGAAGCAAGUUUAUAUUCUACCAUCGUUGGUAUGGCUCAAGAGUUUGUCGGUUCAAAUAAUAUCAAUCUUUUAAAUCCAGCAGGUUCCUAUGGUACUAGAAUUGCAGGUGGUAAAGAUUGUUCAAGUGCAAGAUAUAUUCAUACCAGAUUGAACGAUAUUGCCAGAGCAGUUUAUCAUGCCGAUGAUGAUCCAAUUCUAUCUUGUGUAGUAGAUGAUGGUAAAAAAGUUCAACCAAAAUUCUAUAUUCCAGUUAUUCCAAUGAUUUUAGUAAAUGGUUGUGUUGGUAUUGGUACAGGUUGGUCAAGUACAAUUCCAAAUUAUAAUCCAAGAGAUUUAAUUCAAAAUAUGAGAUUAGCAAUCGAUGGUAAACCAUUGAAACCAAUCAAACCAUGGUAUAGAGGUUUCCUUGGUUCCAUCGAAGCAAAUCAAGGUUCCAAAGUACAAGGUGGUCAAUAUCUUUCCAAAGGUAUUUGGAAAAAAUUAUCCGAUAAUAGAUUUGAAAUCACAGAGUUACCAAUUGGUUUUUGGACUCAAGAUUAUAGAGAACUCUUGGAUGAAUUAGAAACUCCAGGUACUAGAAAGAAAAAGAAAGAAGAGAAAGAAAAGAAGGCUGCUAGUAGAAAAGGUACUAAAGCAAAACCAACCACUACAAAGAGAUCAAAGAGAGUCGAUGAUGAUGAUGAUAAUGAAAAAGUCACUGAAGCAACCGUUAAAUCAUAUACCAACUACUCCUCUGAAUCAACUAUUCAUUUCAUUAUUGACACCAUUCAACCAGUCGAUGAAAUUAACAUUGAAAAAGUUUUUAAACUCGUUUCCACAAUUAAUGAAACCAAUAUGGUAGUAUUCGAUGAAGAAGGUCGUAUUCAAAGAUUUGCAACCACCACUGCCUUACAAGAACAUUUCUUCCCAUUAAGAAUCAAACACUAUCAAAUGAGAAAAGAUUUCCUCUCUGAGCGUCUCUCUGAAGAAUAUUCUCGUCUUUCAAAUAAAGCUCGUUUCAUUUUAGCCGUUGUAAAUAAGGAAUUGGUAAUUUCAAAUGUUAAAAAAGUUGAUCUCAUUAACAAAUUAAAGGAAAUGAAGUUUGAUAGAAUUAUAAACAAAAACUCUAAUAAAUCCGCUAGAGAUAAAAUAAAGAAAAAGAAGAAUGCUUUCGAUGAAGAAGAUGCUGCAAUUUCAUCCGAUGAAGAGAAAGAUGGUGCUCAAGAGGAACAAGAUGAUGAUACCAAAGGUUAUGACUAUUUAUUAUCUUUACCAUUAUGGAGUCUUACUUUGGAAAGAGUUAAAAAAUUAAUCGAAGAAAGAGAUUCCAAAAAGAAGGAAUGGGAUAUCUUACUCAGUACUCCAAUUCAAGAGAUUUACAAAAGAGAUUUGGAUGCAUUGGAAAAAGCAUUGGAUGAUCAAGAUGCUUAUGAUGAAUCACUCAAAAAUCAAACUGAAUCCCUCAAAAAGAGAACUAAAACCAAAGCACUUCCAAGAGCAAAGAAAAUCUCUGCUAAAGUUGUCAAAGAUACAAAAGAAGCUCCAUUAACUAAAUUGGUUAAACCAACCGUUAAAAUUCCAACAACCACCGAUUCAAAUGUUUCUGGUUCAAAAAGAAAGAAGUCUGAUGAUACAACUUCAACUUCAACCUCUACUACAACCUCUUCAAAUACAAAACCAAUUGAAUCUUUUUUCGCUAAAGAAGAUAAGAAACCAACACCAGCCGUUAAGAAAUCAACUUUGGUUAGUUUAGAUUCAGAUUCUGAUUUCGAUGAUGAUGUAGUUGUAUCAUCAAAACCAAAGGCUCCACCAAAGAAAACUUCAAAAGUUAUAGAGUUAUCAGAUGAAUCUGAUCAAGAAUCUGAUCAAGAAUCUGAUCAAGGAUCUGAUCCAGAAUCUCCACCAAAGAGAUCAAAGGCUCCUCCAAAGAAACCUACCACCAUCGCCACUAAAAAAGCUACAACUUCAAAAUCAAAAGUAAUCGAUGAUAAAAGCAGUGAUGAUGAAGUUAUUAAGGCUCCAACCAAUCGUCCAACUCGUUCAAGAGUACCACCACCUAAAUCUUUAUCAUUUUUAGAUUCUGACAGUGAUGAUGAUGAUCUUUAUGAUAAUGAAGAGUCUAGUUCUGAUAGUGAUUAA
Molecule: messenger RNA, 4566 nt
Organism: Dictyostelium discoideum AX4
Lineage: Eukaryota; Evosea; Eumycetozoa; Dictyosteliales; Dictyosteliaceae
Gene: top2
Product: DNA topoisomerase II
Exons: 2
Coding region: 1-4566 (1521 amino acids)
Biological process (GO): DNA topological change; DNA metabolic process
Cellular component (GO): nucleus
Molecular function (GO): DNA binding; DNA topoisomerase type II (double strand cut, ATP-hydrolyzing) activity; ATP binding
Source: RefSeq, a predicted model, not a curated record